This is a messenger RNA of Dromaius novaehollandiae (emu), 3359 nucleotides long. RefSeq names its product leucine rich repeat containing 34 (gene LRRC34). Lineage: Eukaryota; Metazoa; Chordata; Aves; Casuariiformes; Dromaiidae. The transcript is spliced from 14 exons. Gene Ontology annotation, molecular function: protein binding. The coding region runs from base 479 to 1732 and encodes 417 amino acids. The record is from RefSeq and is a predicted model, not a curated record.
GAUAACAGGCAGCGAACUGUAAGACAGUGGAUUGUUACUUAAAUCUAAGCUCCGAAGACAUUUCAGCUCCCCCAGUUCUUCACAUAUAUCCUGUAUGUGAUUCUGGUCCAGGACUGGAUGGAAGAAGGCUUUCAGCUCGCAUUUAAGACAUGAUAAGAGAGAGAGUUGAAGCAGAAGCCAAGAGGCGGGUGUCCAUGAGCUCCUACCUGUCUGCCGUCUCUCCGAUGCCAUGCUCCUGCCAGCAGGAUGUCACAAUUCCAGAGGCGGGGAGCAUCCAGGCGUCACCCGAAUGGGGGGAGAACUGAAAGAACACAAGAUGGCCAGUCACAGCCGUUCCCUGUAUCAUCUAGGGCAGUGAUUCACGCGUUGGGGCCUCUGCGCCUGAACAUCCAGCCCUGGCGUUUGUUGGGAGCUAGUCUGGAUGUGACCUGUUGGUGUGGUGACACGCUGCCCGGUAGCGCACACAGACAGAGAGGUCAUGUCAGUUCUUCCAGAUCUUCACCAGCAGUAUUUGCAGGCCUGCCAAAACUUAAGCCAGCCUGAAAACCCCUUCAUUGCUUACAUGCUUCAAGAAGCUGAUAAAAAUGAUAAAAAAUGGACAAAAGGGAUCACAUUAAAAAUAGCUGGAAAUAACCAUUUAGUACCAGUGCGGAGAGUUACAGAUGAAGAUCUUCAAGCCCUUGCCCCUGUCUUACAAAAUACUGUAUUUGUCACAGGGUUAGACCUGCGUUAUAAUGUAUUAGCUGAUGAUGGAGCAAAGCACAUGGCAGAAUUCCUUCAGGAAAACUCAACUCUGCGCUACCUUAACCUGAUGUUUAAUGAUAUUGGCACAAGCGGAGCAGAGCUGAUAGCGAGAGCACUCCAUAGGAAUGAAACACUUUUGUAUUUGAGAAUGACUGGAAACAAAAUAGGAAACAAAGGUGGGAUGUACUUUGCUUCAAUGCUGCAGAUUAAUUCAGUCUUAGAGAAGUUAGAUCUUGGAGACUGUGAUCUGGGUAUGCAGAGUCUAAUAGCAAUAGCAACAGUCUUGACUCCAAACAAAUCAGUCAAAGCAAUAAAUCUUAACCGUCCUUUAUUAUACAGCCAAGAGGAAGAGACCACAGUUCAUAUAGCCCUGAUGUUGAAAACCAACUCUUCUCUUGUGGAAUUGCAUUUGUGCAAGCAUGAAAUGAAAAAAUUUGGUGUAGAGCGACUAUGUGAGGCAUUGUAUGAAAACUGCAGCCUGAGAUAUCUUGAUCUUAGCUGUAAUAAAAUAACUCGUGAUGAUGUGAAGUUUUUGGGAGAACUACUAAAACGGAACCAAACCCUGCAAAUCCUAGAUCUUAAUUCAAACCGAAUAGAAGAUGAUGGAGCUAUCUACCUGAGUGAAGCCUUGGCUUUGUGCAACAGGACUCUUCAAGCGUUAUCAGUAGCAAGCAACAAUAUAAGUGGCAAAGGACUCAUAGCGCUUUCAGAUUCAAUGAAAACAAACAUGGAACUUUCUUAUAUUUACAUUUGGGGGAACAAAUUUGAUGAAGCCACCUGUAUGGCAUUUUCAGAAUUAAUUCAGACUGGCCGCUUGAAGCCUAACUGUACAGAUGUGGAACCCUAUGAAGUGGAUGGGCACAUCCACCUUGCAGAGGUCUCCCAUGGCCUCAAGAAGCAUUACUACUGGACACCAAGUUGUGGGAGGAUGAAUAACAAAGAUGCUAAUGCCAGUCUUGCAAUUGGAGCUGUUUCAGAGUACUUGUAGGUCUCAGGAAGGAGAAGUAUGCCAGAAAAGAUUCCAUGUUUUCCCAUAUUAAUCCCUCACACAAACUAAUACUGUUUUACACCUUGUACCUCCAAAAUGAACCUGGAACCCUUAAGCCUAUGAAUCAGAUGUGCAGCUGAUUUCUGUGCAUCAGCAAAAGAUACAGUACAGACCUGCCUCUUCAGGUCCUACAGCACCCAGCCUGAACACUCCUACAAAUUAGAUAUAUCUAAAAUCUAUAUUCUAGUAAAUGAAUACAGUUAAAGGAGAUCAUACCUCAGCAGCUGAGAUAUCUUCACAAAAGGUGAGGAUAAGAAUCAAGACUCUCAGAUGGGGACUUGAGAGUACAGGUCUCUAAAUUAUUGCUCCAAGACAAAACUACAAGCCUGUGUAUUCUAUUAAAAAAGGUUAAAACUGUUGUCUUGUAAAAAAUAAUGAUUAUCUUGUCUAUAAAGAAAAUUAAAUGAGUAAUAAAGCAAAUGUUACUGUUAUAAGUAUCUAAACAAGAUCCUGUAUAAAUCUAAGCACUGUAUUUUUUAAAAAGUCUGAAAUCUAGGAAUACAGUAAUAAGCUAUAGUUUUAGAAAUAUAAAAACAGUCCAAACAAACAUUGUUAUGGAAUGCAUUUUCGAUGUAGGAAUGUGAAUUUUUUUCCAGAACUAAUUCUCACUUGUGGUCAUAUAUCCUGGAUAUGUUAAUCUUCAGAUACUUUUCCUCAGGUUACAGCAGCAUAUCGUUAGUUUAUCUUCCACAGAUGUUUAAAUAUGAAUUUAUUAAUUGCACAAUGUUGUUGUUUUUGCAGUACUCAUGACUAAAGGUAUGUCUAUCCAAAGAUUUUACUCUAUUUUCAGACAGAAAAAGCAGUUAGGAAGCUUAGGUCAAGCUACGUAGAGUUCGCUUUUGUUACAUAGAGUCCGGAUCCUGAUCUCUGUGAUUCUUCAGUUGUAAGUGGAGCUGACAAAGGAAUCCUUCAGGUAUUACAUCAACAACAAAAAAAGCUUAAAAAAAAGUGUGUGUGUGGGGGGUCUGAAUGGAUGCCUAACAGAAAAUCACAGAACUUCAUCCCUUGUCCUUUGCCAGCAUUAUAAAGGACAUCAGCUAUUCAUAAAUGUUGUAGUAUGGAUAAGCAAAGAAGAUAAAGGUCAGAAAGGAAUGGCAAGAAUCAGCUUCAGUGAACAUAGUUAUAGAUGCCUGUGAUAAGAACAUGCCUGGGGAACGGGGUUGUACUUCAUGCUAUGCAUGGUAGACUUUAACAGUAAUGUUAAAGCAUAAAAUGUGAUCAAGCAGCAAAAUUUUUUUUUUUAACAUAUGCCACAACCUAGGAUUAUCAACACAAAAGUUAAAGGUCUACUGCUUUACAAGUACCAACAUGUAGGAAGAGAAAAAAAAUCCAGUCACACUCAGGAGUCAAGGGACCAUUUAGAAAACAUUUAAAUGAAAUCCUCCAUGAAAUUUUUCACAAGGCUGUUUAAUUAAGGUGCAGAUUAAUUAUUACUCCAUGUAAAACAGAUUCAGAUAAGAGGUAUCUUCUAUGCGCUUCUAUUUAUCAGUGUCUGAACACAAGGCAUCAGUGGAAAUAAAAUGCUAGCACCAAGUAACUAACCAACAAAUAAAUAUCUUUAAAUGUA